AUGACGAAAUCAGACAUCUCCGUAGAUGUACUGGUCAUUGGCGCUGGCCCAACUGGUUUAGGAGCUGGAAAGCGUUUACAUCAGUUGGACGGGCCAUCAUGGAUGAUCAUUGACUCGAGCGAAACACCUGGAGGACUAGCUUCUACAGAUAUCACACCUGAAGGCUUUCUCUACGAUGUUGGCGGGCAUGUCAUCUUCUCGCACUACAAGUAUUUCGACGACUGCAUUCACGAGGCACUGCCCAAAGAAGAUGACUGGUAUACACAUCAACGGGUCUCCUACGUCCGUUGCAAGGAACAAUGGGUGCCCUAUCCAUUCCAGAACAACAUCUCCAUGCUGCCCAAGAAAGAGCAGGUGGAUUGCAUAGAUGGUAUGAUUGAUGCAGCAAUGGAGGCAAGAGUGUCCAACACGAAGCCGAAAAACUUUGACGAAUGGAUUGUGCGAAUGAUGGGUGUGGGUAUUGCCGAUCUCUUCAUGAGACCCUAUAACUUCAAAGUCUGGGCAGUACCAACAACAAAGAUGCAAUGCCAAUGGCUGGGUGAGCGUGUCGCUGCUCCGGAUAUCAAGACUGUGACAAAGAACGUCAUUAUGCAGAAGACCGCCGGUAACUGGGGACCCAAUGCCACCUUCCGCUUCCCAGCACAUGGUGGGACAGGUGCCAUCUGGAUCGCCGUUGCCGAUACUAUACCCAAAGAGAAGACGAGGUUUGGCUCGCAUGGCACUGUUAAGAAAGUUGACGCAGAUGCUAAAGUGGUCACCCUUGAGAACGGCAAAACAAUCAGCUACGACAAGCUCAUCAGUACAAUGGCCGUCGACGCUCUCGUUGAGAAGAUUGGCGACAGUUCCCUUAUAUCUCUUUCCAAUGACCUCUUCUAUUCCUCCACCCACGUUAUCGGCGUCGGCAUCCGAGGCGAGCGCCCUGAGCGCAUCGGCGACAAAUGCUGGCUAUACUUCCCGGAACCAGACAGCCCAUUCUACCGCGCUACCAUAUUCUCGAACUACUCUCCCAAUAAUCAACCCGCUUCAUCCAAGAAGCUUUCCACCAUGCAGCUUGCAUCCGGCGAGAAGCCCUCGAAUACUUCCCCACAAGAAGGCCCCUACUGGUCCAUUAUGCUCGAAGUCUCCGAGUCCUCCAUGAAGCCCGUCGACAACGCAAACAUGCUCCGCGACUGCAUCCAAGGCCUUAUCAACACCGAUAUGCUCAAGCCCAAUGACGAAAUCGUCAGCACAUACCACCGCCGCUUCGACCACGGCUAUCCUACCCCAACCCUCGAGCGCGAAGGCGUUCUCAAGCAGCUUCUGCCCAAGCUGCAAGAGAAAGACAUCUAUUCCCGUGGCCGCUUCGGCAGCUGGAGAUACGAGGUCGGCAACCAAGAUCACAGCUUCAUGCUGGGUGUGGAGGCCGCUGAUCACAUUGUGAACGGCGCCGCGGAACUGACGCUCAACUACCCCGACUUCGUCAACGGGAGGGUCAACCAUGAGCGACGCCUUGUUGACGGUGCACAGUUCUUCAAAUCCAAAAAAGGCAUCCGUGACGAGGGAAAACCGCUCAAGCCGAAUGGGGUCGAGACGAAUGGUGAGGCCAAGGCUUCGUCCGGGCAUGCGAGGAAGGCGAGCAAGGGGGUCUCGGUCAAUGGGCAAUAA
Messenger RNA from Letharia columbiana, 1644 nucleotides. RefSeq lists its product as uncharacterized. The coding region runs from base 1 to 1644 and encodes 547 amino acids. NCBI's taxonomy places the organism in Eukaryota, Fungi, Ascomycota, Lecanoromycetes, Lecanorales, Parmeliaceae. Gene Ontology annotation, molecular function: oxidoreductase activity. The transcript has 5 exons. The record is from RefSeq and is a predicted model, not a curated record.